Messenger RNA from Hypanus sabinus (Atlantic stingray), 4230 nucleotides. It is a transcript of the gene mogs, whose product is annotated as mannosyl-oligosaccharide glucosidase. Gene Ontology annotation, biological process: protein N-linked glycosylation; oligosaccharide metabolic process. Gene Ontology annotation, cellular component: endoplasmic reticulum membrane. The transcript is spliced from 5 exons. Lineage: Eukaryota; Metazoa; Chordata; Chondrichthyes; Myliobatiformes; Dasyatidae. The record is from RefSeq and is a predicted model, not a curated record. The coding region runs from base 167 to 2686 and encodes 839 amino acids. Gene Ontology annotation, molecular function: Glc3Man9GlcNAc2 oligosaccharide glucosidase activity.
UACUCUUGUCGGCAAUGAAGUGCCACUGGCAGCAUUGUGAUUGGUGGAGUGAAUGCAGAUCCGGUGAGCUGCUGGCCUGCGGUUAGUCGGCGGGCUGCGAUCGGGGUUUGGACCGGGGCACUUGGCUGCAUGAGGGGAACGCUCCGUCAGGGCAGGGGAGUAAAGAAUGGCACGGCAGAGACUGAAAAAAGAGAGGCUGCUUGAUACAAAAGUGGAUGGUAAAAAUGGAAAGAAUACAGGAAUUCAUAAGAAGGCUCCAGCCAAGGAGAAGAAGAAAAAGUCCAACUUGGGGAAUAUCUUCAUCAACAUAGCAAUCGUUUUAUGUACUGUGAGCUGUGUCUGGUUUUGCUAUGCUAUUUACAUGAGAUCGUGGUUUGCUAACAGAAUCAUAACACCUCACCCUUCAUUCAGGAUAUUGAACAGCAACAGCUCUAGUCCCACAUUGUCACCAGAAAGAUACUGGGGAUCGUACCGACCUCAGAUAUACUUUGGAAUGAAAACACGGAGUCAGAAAUCCAUUGUAACAGGACUGAUGUGGCUCCAGCAGUUCAAAGCAGAGGUGAACUUGCGCCAUACAUGUGAACAGGGUGAUCGGCUGCCCAGCUAUGGCUGGCUUAUGCAUGAUGGCAUCAACUUUGGGGUGCAGGAAAUUAAGGAGAAUGAUUUCAUUUUAACAACUGAGUUUGUGAAACGUCUUGGUGGGCAACAUGGUGGAGAUUGGACUUGGAGAAUUACUGCCAAACCACAGAGCUCUGCUCCAGAGAACCUAGUGAUAUCGCUGCUAUUUUAUGUCGCUAGUGACGGACAGGGAGUUCUACAGCCACACAUUGAGGAGAAGAGGAGGUUAGUGGCUGUGUCAGGGUCAUCAGAAGAUUUGGGAAAAUUCACAAUUACUUUCCUGACACCAACUGAUCUUAAAUCCAGGAACUCCAAAUAUGCCAGUUACAACCAUCUCCAAGCACCUUGUCCAAGUCUGGAGAUGGUGACAGACAUUGUGAAAAGCAGCUUGAAUGGCCGUUUUGUCUACAGUGCCGCCUCUACAAGCAGGCGCUACUACAUUGGUGUGGACAGUUACAGACCACCCCCGAAACAAGAUGGGGACACCACAUCAAACAAACUCCUGGUUCAUCAAGUGACGGUGCAAGUUCCCUUUGAGGUUGAAGUCCUGUUUGAAUCAGGAAGUUUUACACAACGAUCAAAUCAAUUUUCUGGUGAGGUUUUCUCAAAUGAACUUGAAAGGUGGAAGCAAUCAUUUGACGAAAAAUUUGACAGCACUUUUCACUUGUCAAAUAAAGGCUUUUCUCCGCAACAAAUUAAAUUUGCUAAAGCAGUUUUCAGUAAUACAAUUGGUGGAAUGGGAUAUUUCUAUGGUCAGUCAUAUGUUCAAUCCAAAUACAAUGAGUAUCCUUUGCCUUAUCUGGAGGGCCCACUCUACACUGCAGUUCCAUCCCGGUCAUUUUUCCCCCGAGGAUUUCUUUGGGAUGAAGGAUUCCAUCAACUCCUGAUUAGUAAAUGGGACCGGUUUAUUAGUAAGGAAGUGAUUGGACAUUGGUUAGAUAUGAUGAAUGUAGAAGGUUGGAUACCCAGAGAGCAAAUCUUGGACAAUGAAGCACGGAGUAAAGUGCCAGCAGAGUUCAUUGUACAGAGAAAUGAAAAUGCCAACCCUCCUACACUCUUCCUGACUUUGCAAAAGCUAAUAGAAGAUUUAAACGGGAAGUUGACUGAAGAAGACAGGUCCUACCUGAAGAAGCUGUUUCCGCGUUUGAAGACUUGGUAUGAUUGGUACAAUUCAACACAAGUUGGACCUCUACCAUCGACUUAUCGGUGGAGAGGCCGUGACACUGACACCAAUCUGUUCCUCAAUCCUAAAACUCUGACCUCUGGACUUGAUGAUUACCCUCGGGCAUCGCACCCUUCUGAGGAUGAACGUCAUGUGGACCUCCGCUGCUGGAUGACGUUGGCAUCAAAGGUCAUGACGGAUAUCACCAAAAUCCUCAGUUUACCACAUCAGGAGUAUCAGGACAUGUAUGAAACCUUGAGUGACAACACUUUGCUUCAACAACUGCACUGGUCUGAAGAUCUGAAGGCAUUCUGUGAUUAUGGGAAUCAUUCUCAGUCUAUCUUUCUGGAGCGAGAGAAGAUCUAUGUGCCCCCGGGUCAGCCUCGACAAACUGGCCUCGCAGCCAGGCUUGUGCGCUCCGUUCGGAAACAGCCAAAGCUGCAGUAUGUGAAUGCAUUCGGCUAUGUGAGUCUGUUCCCGUUCCUGCUACAUAUCUUGAAACCUGAUUCUCCAAAGCUUCAGCACAUCUUAAAGGAUAUAAAGGAUGAAGAGAAGCUCUGGACCCCUUAUGGCCUACGCUCACUUUCAAAAUCUAGCCCUCUCUACUUGAAACGGAACACUGAAUAUGACCCACCUUAUUGGCGGGGGCCUAUUUGGAUUAAUUUGAACUACCUUGUAGUUCGAGCACUAUAUUACUACUCCACUCAGACUGGACCAUAUCAGGAAAUGGCAGCAACACUCUAUCAGGAGCUGAGGACUAAUCUCAUAUCGAAUCUGUAUAAGCAGUAUGUACAAACUGGUUACCUAUGGGAGCAAUAUAAUGAUAGUACUGGCAGAGGGCAGGGUAGUCACCCCUUUACUGGUUGGUCUUCCCUUAUAGUUCUGAUAAUGGCUGAGCAAUAUUAAACUUGCUACCACUUUCAUCCUGUAUAAAAGUUUAAGACUGAUUAUUUGGUAUUAAAUAUUUCAUUAUUUCAAUGAUUGAUUCAGUUAUGGUUAAACUCCCCAGCAUCCUAAUCAGAGAGAAAUUCAACCUGCAGGUAUUACAUGGUAUUAACAUAAGAGCAGGCACUGACAAGUUUAGUAGUACAUCAACCAAACUCUGUGUACGCAAUGACUGCUACAUUUUCAGGGAUUUUUUUUCAGGCUGUGAAAGCAUUAGUUUCCCUUAAGAAAUAUUAAUAAGGCGCCUGUCUAUGUUUAAUAUCCCAUGGAGAAUCAACAUUCAACAAAAUAGGUAGCAGCUAUAGUCCAUGCAGGUUUCACUGGACGACAGCCACAACCUUUAAAAAUACUUCCUGUAACAUGGUCUGCUGUUGACCCUUCAAACUUAGUGUGAGCUAUUGUUGGCCCACAGUUCACCUCCUCAUACCCUGUAUCCUCCACUCCAUCCAGCAGCAUUGACAGUGAACCUCAUCCUCCCACUUCUCAGUCUUCACUAAGAAGUAAAUUAAAGGUGAAGAUUUGUAUUUGUCUACCAAAAUACUCGUCUAUAAGAUUUAACAUCACAGCACCUUUUGUCUUCAGCUGAGUGUUAAUGUACUCAAAUCUAAAGGAGCCAAAAAUACGCAGAGUCCUGUUUGAUCUACACAAUCUCAGCAUGGGAUUUAGUAGGGCUCUGCAUUUCUUCCACUGUUAACAGACCAAUUUUUCUAUAUUUAAUUGUACUAGAAUCUGAAAGGCUGGACCAAUAUGUAUCACAGUAACUGGGCUUUUUUAAGAAGACUUUGGAAUUUGCUGUUCAAUUCCUUCCAGUGCCUCAUGGACCCAUUGCUGGUUCUCUCAUUUUGUGUGGCAUUUGUAAAUAAAUAAAUUGAUAUGUUAAAUAAAUCACUUUGUGGCAACUUCAACACAAACAGUCAAAAAUAUAAAAUGUGUACCUCUUUAUAGGAACUAUUAUGCAUUAAACUUAAAAUGUCAUGGUUACCUCAGACGGAGUUUCAUUUUAUAAAGGUUAUAACACAGAAUCAGAAAAUUCACUUGUCCAUUUGAUUCUGUCUAUGCAUGUUCUUUUGUCGUUCAUUCCAUUCCCAUUCAUCCCUUUCUUUCCACAUCCCCCUGUAUUUUCCUACUUUGACUGCUCUUGGGAAGACUUGCUGAUUCUGGUUUGCUCACCUGACAAAUUGGCUAUUUACUUGUUACCUAAACUGAGAGUGGCCUGAGGAAAAGAAACUUUACCACAAGGGAAAGUCAUGAUGUAAAGAUGCAGUGAAAGGAAGUUUCAUCAUUGGCUUCAAAUGGAACAGAUUCCUCCAGAUCCUACAUCAUCACAUCUCCUAUCAGUCUUCUAGUUGUUUGAGAAAAGGGUCAAUGUUCCGUUACAGACAGACAGUCAGACAUACUUUAUUCAUCCCGAGGGAAAUUGGAUUUUGUUACAGCUGCGCCAACCAAGAAUAGUGUAGAAAUAUAGCAAUAUAAAACCAUAAAUAAUUAAAUAAUAAUAAGUUAAU